This is a messenger RNA of Lutzomyia longipalpis, 1050 nucleotides long. It is a transcript of the gene wbl, whose product is annotated as protein windbeutel. Gene Ontology annotation, biological process: protein secretion. The record is from RefSeq and is a predicted model, not a curated record. The coding region runs from base 82 to 852 and encodes 256 amino acids. The transcript has 2 exons. NCBI's taxonomy places the organism in Eukaryota, Metazoa, Arthropoda, Insecta, Diptera, Psychodidae. Gene Ontology annotation, cellular component: endoplasmic reticulum lumen; endoplasmic reticulum.
UGGUCUGUCAAUACUGGCACGCCGGCAUUUAUUUAUCGAGAAGUUUCCGCGAAGUGCACCAGGAAAAGCAGAACCACCGAAAUGUUCCUCCUGAAGUAUUAUUUUCUCACCCUCCUGGCCAUUGGGGUACUCUUGCAUUCGGGGGAGGCUUGCAAAGGAUGCGUGGAGCUGGAUGAGAUCACAUUCGACAAGCUAAUCUCACGAUUUCCGGCGACUCUCGUAAAGUUUGACGUGGCCUAUCCGUAUGGUGAUAAGCACGAAGCAUUCUCAGCUUUUGCUCAAGAUGUGGCGGAAGUGGAUGAUCUCCUGGUGGCCCUUGUGGGUAUAAAGGACUACGGGGAGAAGGAUAAUGCUAAUUUGGGGAAGAAGUACAAUGUGGAGGAGAAGGAUUUGCCAAGAAUUAAGAUAAUUAAGCGAGAUAAUCCCAAAGAAUGGAUUGAUUAUCCUGCAGACCUCCCGGUCACAAAGGAUAACAUCAAGACUUUCGUGCGAGAGAAUACGAAUCUCUACAUUGGCCUCACGGGAUGCCUUCAGGAGUUUGACGAACUAGCCGCACGUUUCAUGGAGGCUCUGGCAAAAGAUGAAAAAGAAGCGCAGGAAGUUCUAAAGGAAGCUCAAGAGGAGGAGAAGAAGUUCAAUGGGGAGGAGAAUUCUGGGAGAAUGUACAUUGCCAUAAUGCAGAGAGUGCUGGAGAAAGGAGAGGAUUUCAUUGCGUCCGAGAGGGAACGCGUGAAGGGGCUCCAGGGAAAGAAACUGUCACCAUCAAAGAAACUCCUCCUGGAGCAUCGACUCAACAUUCUAGCGGCCUUCAAGCACACAAAAUCCACGACAAGUGACAAGUCUGAGCUCUAGAUGAGAGCCAAACGUGAACAGCAUUAGUAUAAGAUUGUAGGAUGAGUUGACAUCAUUCCUGGCCAGUUUAAUUUCACACUGUCUCCGGAAUUUCUUCACAUUUAAGUGCAAUUUUUGUGAUUUUUUUUUUUGUUAAUUUCAAACAAAAUGAAGCGGAAUAUUUUUUAGGAGCAAUAAACUACUAUAUAAUUAAUAUGA